Tachyglossus aculeatus (Australian echidna) is the source of this 3443-nucleotide messenger RNA. It is a transcript of the gene TRPA1, whose product is annotated as transient receptor potential cation channel subfamily A member 1. Gene Ontology annotation, biological process: transmembrane transport; monoatomic ion transport. Gene Ontology annotation, cellular component: membrane. NCBI's taxonomy places the organism in Eukaryota, Metazoa, Chordata, Mammalia, Monotremata, Tachyglossidae. Bases 1 to 3351 code for a protein of 1116 amino acids. The record is from RefSeq and is a predicted model, not a curated record. Gene Ontology annotation, molecular function: protein binding; monoatomic ion channel activity. The transcript is spliced from 27 exons.
AUGAAGCCGAGCGGGCGGCCCCUGCAGCGGGCGGGACAGGGGGAGCCCCAGGCUGCCGUCUGCCAGGGGCUCCUGGGCAGGGGCGGCGAGACCCCCGCCCGCCGCCUCAAGGUGGUCUCGGACGGGGGCACCCCCAAGUUGCGGACCUUGGUCCAGGAGACCGUCAAGGAACCGGUCCCCCGCGACCAGCUGGACGCCACCCCGCUCCAUCACGCCGCAGGCCGGGGCCAGCUGGACCAGCCGGAGGUGGGCUUCCACCAUGCCACCUGGGAAGAGCUGAACGCGAUGGACGCUUGCGGAAACACUCCUCUGCACUGGGCAGCCCGGCAAAACCAAGUCCAAAGCGUGCGGUUGCUUUUGGGGAGAGGCGCCGACCCCAACCUCAGGAACCACAGCUGCAUGGCCCCUCUGCACCUCGCCGUGCAAGCCUGCCACAACGAUGUGGUCAAGGCCCUGCUCCAGCAUCCCGGUACGGACGUGGAUUUGGAGGGAGAAAACGGGAAUUCCGCCAUCAUGUUCGCCUGCCACAAGGACAACAGCGAAGCCUUGCAGCUUCUGGUUGAUCGGAGAGCCAAGGCCUGCAAAAGCAACAAGUGGGGCUACUUUCCCAUCCACCUGGCUGCCUUCUCGGGGGCAAGGAAGUGCAUGGACAUCAUGCUCGAGUACGGGGAGAAGGAAGGAUUUUCCAGGAUCAAACACAUCAAUUUCCUCAACCACACCAAGUCCAGCCCCCUGCACCUGGCUGUCCAGAGCGGCGACCUCGAAAUGAUCCAGAAGUGUCUCGAACACGGGGCCCAGGUGGACCUAGAGGAGAGCGGGAAAUGCACAGCCCUUCAUUUCGCCGCCACCCAAGGGUCCACGGAGAUCGUGAAACUGAUGAUCACCUACGCUGGCGACGAUCGGAUGGUGAACGCCGAAAAUGGGAACAAGGAGACACUGCUUCACAGAGCAUCACUGUUCGACCACUACGAUUUGGCGGAGUACCUCAUCUCCAAGGGGGCCAAUAUCGAUAGCAUCGACUGUGAAGGACGCUCGCCUCUUCUGCUCGCCACCGCGUCCGCCUCCUGGAAUAUCGUGAAUUUGCUCCUGGCCAAAGGAGCUAACGUAGAGAUCAAAGAUAACCUUGGGCGCAACUUCCUGCACCUGGCUGUCCUGCAGCAUCACGGACUAAAUCAUCUGCGACAGGAGUUUCUGCAGAUGCAGAGUGUCAAGGCCCUGGUGAAAGAGGAGGACGUAGAGGGCUGCACCCCUCUCCACUACGCCUGCCGCAAGGGCGUCCCGCUGUCCGUCAACAACCUGCUUUGCCUCAACGAGUCCAUCAACUCCAAGAGCAAGGAUAAGAAGUCACCCCUGCACUUCGCGGCCAAGUUUGGGCGGAUCAACACCUGCAAACGGCUCCUGCGGGAUGUGACGGACUCGCGCCUGCUCAACGAGGGGGACCAGGACGGGAUGACCCCCCUGCACCUGGCCGCCAAGAACGGGCACGACAAGGUGGUGCAGUACCUGCUCAAAAAAGGAGCACUCUUCCUCAGCGAUCACAGGGGUCGGACGGCCCUGCACCACGCAGCCCUGGGGGGCUACACGCAGACCCUGCACGUCAUCCUCGACAACAAUUUGAAAUGCACGGAUCAACUGGAUGAGGACGGGAACACGGCCCUUCACCUGGCCAGCCAAGAAGGCCACGCCAAGGCGACGUCUCUCCUCUUGAACUCCGGGGCCCAGAUCAUCCUGAACAAAAACAUGGCCUCCUUCCUACACGAAGCCAUCCACAGCAAGAGGAAGGACGUGGUCAUCACCGCCAUCAGGAACCCGAGGUGGGAGGAAUGCUUCAAGGCUUUCACUCACUUGUCACCGACCAAUAGAUGCCCGGUACUGGAGAUGGUAGAACAUCUUCCCGAAUGCAUGAAGAUGCUUUUAGACACGUGCAUAGUGGACUCUUCAGAAGAGAAGACAGGUCAAAACUUCUACAUUCAGUAUAACUUCAGGUACCUCCAGUGUCCAUUAGAGUACAAAAAGAAAGCAGCCGAGGAGAAGAACAUUGAGUACGAACCGCUGGUGACCCUCAACUCCAUGGUUCGUCAUAAUCGCAUAGAGCUCCUCAGCCAUCCUGUCUGUAAAGAAUAUUUACUUAUGAAAUGGAUGGCUUACGGGUUCAGAGCUCAUAUAAUGAACCUAGCCCUCUACUGCCUGGGCCUCAUACCCUUGACUCUUCUCGUCAUCAAUAUAAAGCCAGGAUUGGCUUUCAACUCGACGGGAAUCAUAAAUGCCACCAGUUACAGCUCUCAUUCCCUGGACACUGAGAAUUCCCACCUGAUAAAAGUCUGCAUGAUCCUAGUCUUUCUGACCAGUGUUCUGGGACUCUGCAAAGAGCUGAUCCAGCUCUACCAACAGAGGUUGAGUUACCUGUCCGACCAGAACAAUUGGAUAGAAUGGCUCAUCUACUCGACAAGUCUGGUUUUCGUGUCUCCCCUGUUCCUCAACGUCCCUGCCGAUGUCCAGUGGCAAUGCGGGGCCAUCGCCGUGCACAUGUCUUGGAUGAAUUUCCUUCUCUACCUGCAGAGGUUUGAAAACUUCGGGAUCUACAUCGUGAUACUGUGGGAGAUCAUGAGGACGCUGUUCCGGACUACUGUCGUCUUUUUUUCCCUCAUUCUCUCCUUUGGGCUGAGUUUCUACAUCCUGCUGGGUUUACAGAGACCCUACGGGACGCCGGCUCUUUCGAUCAUGCGGACCUUCGCCAUGAUGCUGGGAGACAUUAAUUACCAGGAGGGUUUCCUUCAACCCUACCUAGACAACAGCCUGCCCUAUCCCUUCCUGUCCUUUCUGUGUCUCAUCAACUUCACCUUCCUCAUGCCAAUCCUCCUCAUGAAUUUGCUCAUUGGUUUGGCGGUCGGAGACAUAGCGGAGGUUCAGAAAUACGCAUCGCUGAAAAGGAUCGCCAUGCAGGUUGAACUCCACACCAAUUUAGAGAAGAAGCUUCCAUUUUGGUUCCUCAACAAGGUGGACCAGAUUUCGGUCAGGGUGCAUCCCAACAGGCCGAGAUACUUUGGGAUCAUGAGCCUGUUCCAGUUCUGCUUCUCCUUUGAAGACCCAAGGCAAGAUCUGCCAAGCGCCGAUAACGUUCUGGAGACCGAGGUUUUGAAGCAGAAGUACAGGCUGAAGGACCUAUCAUCCCUCCUGGAGAAGCAACACGAGCUCAUCAAACUCAUCAUCCAGAAGAUGGAGAUCACCUCCGAGAUGGAGGAGGAGGACUCGGGAGUCUCCUUCCAGGAUCGCUUCCGGAGGCAGCAGUUGGAGCAAAGGAACAGCCGGUGGACAUCCGUCCUCCAGGCCGUGAAAUCCAAGGGGACAUAGUGACGGACCCCCGAGCUUCCUCUAGCCCCGGGGUUGGGGGGACCCUCCGGCCAGGGGCCCGAGGCCGUUCCCCCUCCCGUGUCAGACACCCC